GUUACAUCACUAUUUGUCUCUGUUGUUUCUCCGUGCCGUUGCAGCCUGUCCGUAUCCGGAAAUCGGAGACUUUAUCCCGUCACACCACGGCCAUCGUUGGACACGAUGAGCUCAGCUCUUUCCGUCCUCUUUGCCCUUUUCCUCAUCCUCCCUAAUGUUCUCUGCACACCAGCAGAUCUCACUUUUAAUGACUGUUUCGACCCUAAUGCCAACGUUUCCGAAAAACUUACUGUCUCUAACGUUUACGCGCAGGUUCUUCAUAACGCCAGCCUGAACAACUACCUUGAUCUCGUCGUCAUUGGCGAGACACCCGUGGAGAUAAUAGGUCGCUCUGACUCGAGUUUGAACCUUGCCACCCUCUUUACAUCGACUUCCAUUCUAACAUUGAGCGCUUGGUCAAGUAGCUCAUACUUAUGCACGAAUAUCCAUCCUCCCGAUUCGGAACUCUCUGCUUCGAACGACACCAACGACGACUAUUAUUGUCCUAUUCCCGCCGGAGCAUUCGCCUUGUCAGCUCAGAUACCAUGGGGAUCAGAUCGCGCUCUCACUACUCUCACUACUCGUUUGAGGGCCGUAGACACUUUCAGUAAUGAAAUGUUGUGCAUCGAAGUCGAAACUACCCCCUUGGAUCCCGACGACGACGAGCCCUAUGGCGCGGCCGUGACCAUAUUCUGGGGGACUGUUGCUUUGGCUAUUGCCUAUUGGGUCGUCGUUGGGAUAGCACGAAUUGUUUCUGCUUGGAACCGUGGUAUCAGCAGGCCAGGAAAGGGUUUAUGGGAGCGAGUGCAAAGCGCCGGUUUUAUAUUGGCUAGUGCGAUGAGUGGAGAGCGCUUCGCGACAUCGCCUGCCCUGUUGAGAUUCAGUACUCCCUCCAUGCGAGAUAUCAUCUUCCAUACGCAAUGGUGCUCCGUCUUGGCCAUGGUCGCCGUGCAAUGGCCGGCUUUCGUGUAUCCUCUCUUGACUCAGACGGCUUGGGCUACCCUAUCAUACAACAUAACACUCACUUCCGGUUCUGAUCACCAUUGGGACCCUUUGUCGACGGCACCAUAUGAUCCGCCUUCCUCCUUCCAGGCUCAGAUGUCGGAUUCUUCCAAUAACCUGUAUAUCGAUUCCUCUAUCCCUAAUGUCCUGUUCAUGCUGCCGGCAAAUGCUAGUACUGGCAUGGAGGCAUUUGCCUACUCAGUGGGCGUACGUCCCCAAGACCUUUUUGGGAUCUGUCUCAUUCUCUUCCUCGGCAUUGCCGCGGCUGCUGUCGCGCUUUCAGCUCUCCUGUGGUUUAUCGACUAUCUUGCCGGGUUCUUGGGCGGAGCCUUAGGAUCGUCUCACUCCGGGAUGAAACAUCUUGGUGGUACCCGGAGUCCAGCAUUUGGCAGCAAAGACAUGCUGGACAGUAGUGCUGUUGCCAAUGCCACCGCAGAAGAGAACCGGUCACUGAAUGGCAAGGAUACAUUAGGGAUAAUCAGACCACCAUCUCGAUACACCCUUGGAUCUACCGGGGCUACCGGAUUAUCUUCUCGUAAACCUUGGUGGAGAAUUCGAACGAGUUUGAGUUCUUUUCACGGCAGCGUUCUCCAUGGCAAUCUCGUCCGGAUACUCAUCCUUUUCCAUCUUCCUGUUACGAUAUUCUCUGUCUAUCAGAUGACGUUGCCUCGAUCAAGGGCCUCUAUGGCUUCCAUCGUUCUAGCAGGAUUGUCAUUUGCUGUCCUUUCCGUUUUGAUACCUACAAUAUUAGUGAUCCGGGUGCGGAUGACAACGACGAGCAAACUUUAUGAUGAGACCAGGACUUUAUUAUCUCUUGGUCCAUUGUACAACCACUACCGACAUGGUUCCCAGAUGUUUGCCGGUCUAUUUUUUGCGACUAAUGUUGCGUUUGGCCUAACUAUCGGCGCGGGUCAACACAGCGGUACUGCACAGGCCAUUGUUAUCCUCGUCGUGGAAGUUGUAUCGGCAUUGGUGACGAGUAUUUGGUUACCCUGGGGAAAUGGCGCCAGCAUGGGGCUGAUCAGCUUCCUCUUCUGCGUCGGAAGGAUUGUAGUGGCUGUCUUGAUGCUUAUUUUGACCCCUGCUCUUUCGAUUGGUGCCGGUCCCGGUGGUUGGGUAGCCUAUGGCGUCUUAGUCAUACUGGCCCUUGUGUAUCUGGCGCUACUCCUCAUGCUUGUCGUCAAGCUCGUGGAAGCACUGGUUCGAAUUGUUGGUCGGGUGGGCUUCGAGCGAAGCAGUCACGUUGUGGAUAGUGGUCUUCUUGGAGCAUGCGGCUUAGCAGGGUGCUGUGGAUCAAGGAAGCGACGAAGAUAUCGCCGCUCCAACGACAAGAAGCCGCAAGGUGGAAAGGUACAACCGAGAUAUGAUAAUGUGGACUCCAAGCAUGUCCACAAGCGCGAUUCGGAUAUAUCGUCAUAUCUGCCCCCUGGCUCUCUGGGGACUCCGGUUGGCGGAAAGGGUUCUGUCAGUUCAGGCCCUCCACCCUCGGUAUUGAAACCAGAACACGCGCUUAGACCCUAUCGAGAAGAGAGUGACGACGAAAAUGGCUACAUCAUGGGGGCAUGGCAGCCGUUCCAGACAAAAGCUUCCGGAUACAUUCCCGUUACCGAUACUCCUACAAAACCUCCUCCUCCCACCUCAUCUGGGUUCUCACGUGUGGGCGGUGGGCGUGCUCAUAUCGAUUCUCCUUAUGCGAUCGCUGCGGGCUCUACUACAAUUAAUGCGGGUUCAACACAGACAUUCCCAUCUAUCGCUCAACAGGUAUCGCAGCCUAAUGCGAGUUCCGGAUCAUUGAAACGCCUGGAAGAUGAAGAGGACACACCUUCUUUGUCUGCGAACACGGCUAUACGGCAACAACAAGAGUAUCACGCACGCACAGGUUCUCUACCGCCUGGAGCCAUGCCUCCCUUCCAUGUUCGAACAAAAUCACAAACGGCAAUCAUUGAGCAUGCUGAGGGAGCCAGCCAAGCAGGCCCUUCAUACCCCACAGGAUCUACAAUACGGCCAGUCAGAGACCCCACACCACCGCCCACAGCAUUCAAUCUCAGGCACUCAAACCCUAACCCGACUACUGAUGAUGACGGGUCAGAUACUGAUGUACCAAAGAAGAAACCGUGGUAUCACUUGCGGCGGCAUCGGCCGCAUAGCAGUGAAGGUACGAGUUCUACAGCAAAACCCCAGGAUGAAGAAACGCCACCGGAUCUUCCGGCCCCGUCAACCUCAGCGCCUCAGAGAUCAUUCGUGGUCAUACGGAAACCACAGCAGUCACCUGCGAGGUCACAAAAGUUGUCCACGGGAUCUGAACCAGCAAAUCUCUCUCCGUCAGCGGCCGGAGAACCAUCUGCACCAACACGAAGAUCGUACCCUUCUCGUCCUGGGUCGUCAGGGGCUGGUAAUAUGUGAUCCACCUCCUGAUUGGGUUGUUUUGUCUGUUUUAUCAAUUUGCUAUCAUGGACUUAAACCGUGCAUUGGACGCUUGUCAUAUAUCACGUUCAUGACUGUGGAUUCCUUUUUACCUAUGGAAGAUCGGUUUGGAUACUGUUCUUGGGAAUCUAACAGCUACCUUUACAUUUCAACCUAUAAUGAAUACCUAGUGUUGUCCAGUGAUGGAUAUGCAUGAGAUGAUUAUUAGAUACACAGCAAUGUUGUUUAAAUUUUCGAUGCGAGAUAAUACCCACUUCCAAUCAAUCGUCUUCGUCAGAUUCGUCGUCAUCUACGGU
Molecule: messenger RNA, 3701 nt
Organism: Desarmillaria tabescens
Lineage: Eukaryota; Fungi; Basidiomycota; Agaricomycetes; Agaricales; Physalacriaceae
Exons: 7
Coding region: 106-3384 (1092 amino acids)
Biological process (GO): transmembrane transport
Cellular component (GO): membrane
Source: RefSeq, a predicted model, not a curated record